CAUACACGCGUUGCAGGCCUUGGUGGGCCUCUGCUGGGCCUGCAGCGCGGUUGCUGCCUCACCGAUUUCCGCAACGAAAACCUGGUCGCGAGUUCGCGACGCCGCCGCCGCCGCCAGCCAUGGAAGCUUCCGCCUCCACCUCCACCGCACGCCGCCUACGGGCCUUCAGGCGGUGGAUGCGGGACCACGGCGUCGUCUGCAGCAACGCGCUCCGCCUCGACGCCGCCGAGGACGGUGGCGGCGGCGUCUACGUGCGCGCCCUCGCCGCGCUCCGGGAGGGGGACCUCGUGGCCACCAUCCCGCGGGGCGCGUGCCUGACCCCGCGCACCUCCGGCGCCGCCGAGGCCAUCGAGGCCGCGGAGCUCGGCGGGCCCCUCGCGCUCGCCGUCGCCGUCAUGUAUGAGCGCGCGCGCGGCGCCGAGUCGCCGUGGGACGCCUACCUCCGCCUGAUCCCCGAGCGGGAGCCCGUGCCGCUCGUCUGGCCCGCCGAUGAGGCCGAGCGCCUCCUGGCCGGCACCGAGCUCGAUAAGAUAGUGAAGCAAGACAGGCAGUUCAUAUGUGAGGACUGGAAAGAGUGUAUUGAGCCACUCAUUUUGUCAGGAGAACUUGAGGUUGACCCAGAUGAUUUUAGCCUGGAGAAUUAUUUCUCUGCUAAGAGUCUACUUUCGUCGAGGUCCUUCCGAAUAGAUAGCUAUCAUGGGUCUGGAAUGGUUCCCCUGGCUGACCUUUUUAACCACAAGACUGGUGGGGAACAUGUCCACUUCACUUCAGUGUUAGAAGCCUCGGACUCAGAUAGUGAAGAUGGUGAAGAUCCAAACAAUGCUUCUGCUGAUGAACAGUCAACUAUAGAAAAUUCUGCCGACAUCCCUUCAGGAGAUGACGAUGAAGAUUUGGAAAUGAUUGUUGUGAGAGAUGUCAAUGAAGGGGAGGAGGUUUUUAACACAUACGGUACCAUGGGAAAUGCUGCUUUGCUUCAUCGAUAUGGCUUCACAGAGAUGGACAACUCAUAUGACAUCGUCAACAUCGACUUAGCUCUGGUUACUAAGUGGUGCUCUUCUAAGUACUCCCGUCGAUAUGCAAGAGCAAGGGUAUCACUCUGGCAUAAUCUGGGCUAUUCAGGUUGCACCAGCCAAGAUGCUGACUACUUUGAGAUUUCAUAUGAUGGAGAGCCCCAGCUUGAACUUUUGAUCCUGCUUUAUAUCAUCUCCUUGAAGUCUGAUGCUUAUGACAAGCUGGCCAGCGUGGCUCAUGAUCUGAUUGGUGAUGAUGAGGUCGACAGCAUUAGUAGUGUGCUUAAGGUUGUCAGAGUAACAAGCUCCAAUCAACAUCCAGAUAUUAGCGGGCUUGAAAAAUUGCCUGAUGUUAAGAAGCUAUUGCUUAAUGAGAGCGUUUGUUCUGCACUUGUAUCCCUUGUUGACAUGAGGGAGAGCCUCUAUGGUUCAAACACUUUGGAAGAUGACAGGCAAAAACUGCAAGCAUGCUCUUCUGUCAACGAAAGGAAUCUCUAUCAUUCUUUGGUGCUGCGGGUGAGCGAGAGAACAAUACUUCACAAAUUGAAGAAACAUGCAUCUAGUUGGUCAAAGACCAAGAAGAGGAAACAGCUCUAGCUAUUUUGGGGAAAUGAUGUUAUAUUAUGGCACUGGUACUCAACAUAUACUGCUUAAAAUUUUGCUUUAGCAAUUAACAGGCAGUUUUUGUUUUUCCCAAUCUGGUAGAUUCUUAAGCGGUAGAUCACCAACGGAAUUUAUCCGAGUCAUUUGUUGUUCUUUUGUUAAUGCUGUGAUCUGUUGUUCCAUGUCAAUUCUUUCUGAGGUUGACAAUAUUUUGACAUGACUUAAGUACUAAAGUAGCACAUGCAACUAUGAAGUAUGGAACAUUGUUUC
Messenger RNA from Oryza sativa Japonica Group (Japanese rice), 1883 nucleotides. RefSeq names its product ribosomal lysine N-methyltransferase 3. Gene Ontology annotation, cellular component: nucleus. NCBI's taxonomy places the organism in Eukaryota, Viridiplantae, Streptophyta, Magnoliopsida, Poales, Poaceae. Gene Ontology annotation, biological process: peptidyl-lysine monomethylation. Gene Ontology annotation, molecular function: protein-lysine N-methyltransferase activity; protein binding. The record is from RefSeq and is a predicted model, not a curated record.